GUGUGUGUAACAGGAAGAGGCGGUGCGCUGUGUCCGGAUGAGUUGUGCGAUGUGGGGGUGAUCCGGGGUAGCGGGCUGACAGCGCGUACAGGACGAGGUGCCCACCGGCCGGGAGACAUUCCCCGACUUGCAGCCAGCCCCGGGGCUAGGAGGGCAGCGCUAGGGCUGCAGGCUCCAUGUAGCAACGCGGCCCGGGGCACAAGAUGGCGGAUCUGUCACUGUUGCAAGAGGACGUGCAAGAAGAGAUAGAUGGUUUUGGUGUGGAUGACUACAGCUCAGAGUCUGAUGUGAUUAUUAUACCUUCAGCCUUGGACUUCGUCUCGCAAGAUGAAAUGUUGACACCUCUUGGAAGAUUGGACAAAUACGCUGCAAGUGAAAACAUAUUCAACAGACAAAUGGUUGCCCGAAGCCUACUGGACACCUUAAAAGAAGUCAGUGAUGAUGAAAAGGAUUGUAUUGCUGUAUUGGAACGGGUUUCUAGACUCUCAGAAGAUUCAGAACCCACUGUACGUGCAGAACUCAUGGAACAAGUGCCUCAUCUUGCAAUGUUCUGUCAAGAAAACCGGCCAUCUAUUCCACAUGCUUUCUCCAAAUACCUUUUACCGAUUAUAGUGCGAUACCUGGCUGACCAGAACAAUCAGGUCAGAAAAACCAGUCAGGCGGCUUUGUUGGUCCUUCUUGAACAGGAGCUCAUAGAACGGACUGAUGUUGAAAGUAAAGUGUGCCCGGUGCUCAUCGAUCUCACCUCUCCAGACAGCAAUGAUGAUGUCAAAACAGAAGCAGUGGCUAUUAUGUGUAAAAUGGCCUCUAUGGUGGGCAGAGAUAUAACAGAAAGGCUCAUCUUGCCACGGUUUUGUGAGAUGUGCUGCGAUUGCAGAAUGUUCCAUGUUCGCAAGGUCUGUGCUGCCAAUUUUGGAGAUAUUUGCAGUGUUGUGGGACAGGAUGCAACUGAGAAAAUGUUGCUUCCACAGUUUUUCCAGUUAUGUUCUGAUAAUGUUUGGGGUGUGCGUAAAGCCUGUGCAGAAUGUUUUAUGGCCGUUUCUUGCACAACCUCUCAAGAACUUCGUCGCACUAAACUGUCUGCUCUUUUUAUUAACCUAAUCAGUGACCCUUCCAGAUGGGUUCGCCAAGCUGCCUUUCAGUCCCUGGGGCCUUUUAUAUCCACAUUUGCAAAUCCAUCAAGUUCUGGUCAGUAUUUCAAAGAAGAGGAGUGUAAAAGCUCAAAGGACGAUCAACAAAGUGAAAACGAUGAGAGCAGGACAGCUAAAGAGGUUCUGGCACAAGAUGCUUCAAGUGUGGAAGAUGAUGUCCCAUUGAUAGACCAGCUUUGCACAGACAGUGAUGUUAAUUUUACUGUGAAGUUAGAAUCGAGUUUGGAAGAUGUAGCAGGUGAAUCUUCCAAGGACAGUAGUCAACAAGUUGACUUUCUAUCAUGUUGCACUUUGCCUUUGCAAUCUACAGCUGACUCCAGCAAACCAGAACAGAUCUCUAAUGAGUCUAAUGCACAUGAGGUGUUGGAGUUGGCUUCACCAGAGAGCCCUGUUACUGAGCAAGAAUUGUACAAUUCGUUCCAUUUCUGGAGGACUCCCAUCCCCGAGAUUGAUAUUGAUUUGGAACUGAAGCGAACACAAGCAGAAUCUCGUAGCCCGGAAAGUAGUCAGACUGUUCAAAAGGCAUCAUCUCCUGGAUCUCCUAAUAUUACAAUGGCCACAAGAAAGGAGCUUGAGGAAAUGAUAGAAAAUUUGGAGCCUCAUAUAGAUGAUCCCGAUGUUAAAGCACAAGUUGAUGUACUCACAGCAGCCCUCAAAGCAUCCAAAUUAGGAACUCUGGAAGAUCCGAAAUCCUCUCACUUGAACCGGGAAAUCCUCUACAGAAAUGAUCGUAUUGAAACCGGGAAAAUAAACUGCAAAAUUGCAUGUGAGGACUCUGGUCCUUUGAUCAGCGAUUCUGUAGAGUGUAUGCAGUCAACAUUGCGCUACAUACAUGAUGACUCUGACUUGAGCACUAGUGGCAGCUUUAGCCCUGAAGAUGAAAAGAAAUCCAAAGUGCAGGAUGUUGUACCUCAAGCCUUAUUGGAUCAGUAUUUAUCCAUGACUGACCCAUCCCGAGCUCAGACUGUUGACACAGAGAUUGCCAAACAUUGUGCCUAUAGCAUUCCAGGAGUGGCUCUAACAUUGGGCAGACAGAACUGGCAUUGUCUCAGGGAUACUUAUGAGACUUUGGCAGCUGACAUGCAGUGGAAAGUGCGAAGGACGUUGGCCUUUUCCAUCCACGAGCUGGCAUCAAUCCUUGGAGACUCCCUGACAGCUGACGAUUUGCUUCCUAUAUUUAAUGGGUUUCUGAAAGAUCUUGAUGAAGUCAGAAUAGGAGUGCUGAAACAUCUCUAUGAUUUUCUAAAGCUUCUCCAGCCAGAUAAAAGGAGGGAAUAUCUUUAUCAGCUGCAAGAGUUCCUGGUGACUGACAACUGUCGAAACUGGCGAUUCAGGGCAGAGCUAGCAGAGCAGUUGAUUCUUCUUCUUGAACUGUACAGUGCCAGAGAUAUUUAUGAUUACUUGCUGCCAAUUGCUUUGAAUCUUUGUGGUGAUAAGGUGUCUUCUGUGCGUUGGAUUUCUUAUAAACUGGUAAGUGAGAUGGUGAAGAAGCUGUACCUUGCACCCACCCAAACAUUGGUGCUGGACCUAAUGAAUAAACUAGUCGAACAGUUUUGUCGGAGCUCUAAAUGGUCUGGGCGACAAACAUUUGUGUUCAUUUGUCAGGCACUCAUUGAAGAUGACUGUCUUCCAAUGGACCAAUUUGCCCUUCACCUGAUGCCUCAUCUAUUGCAUUUAGCAUCUGAUAGGGUUCCGAAUGUGAGGGUCCUCUUAGCAAAGACUCUGAAACAGACCUUGCUAGAGAAGGAAUACUUCCUGACAUCUGCCAAUUCUCAUCAGGAAGCAGUAGAGCAAACCAUUAUGGCUCUACAAAUGGAUUAUGACAAUGACGUCAAAUACUUUGCCAGUAUACACCCCGCUAGCACCAAACUUGCAGAUGAUGCCGUGAGCACUGCCUCUUCCACCUAUUAAGUAGCAUCCUUUUCCACUUAAACCACCGAGAACUCUGAAAUGAAGACAGCAUGGACACUGUCCUUUUUUUUUCUUUUUUUUUUUCUUCUCCUACUCUACAUUAGGAGGGAAGAGGAACUAUAAACGCUCUCAGAGGAUUGCCACCAAAGCCUUAAAUCAUCAGUCUUCCUGAGAUGUUAAAAAACUUGAAUUGGCUCUUUAGUAACUUUUAACCUACUAGGGAAUAACGUUACUCUACUUGUUUCCUCUCAGCCGAAUGUCAUUUAAUUCACUUCCUAUGUCUUUCACUGCAGGGAUCGCUGGUUGCAUAUAUAGGUUCAUAUUUAUUAAGCUGUGCUAUAAAACAACAUAUCUUACAGCACAGUGCUGCUUAGUAAGCAUGGGCAAAAAAACUUGCAGUGAAUUACUCACUUUAUCCCCACAUUGUUUAGAUUGUCCAGUAUUAGAUGUAAUGGGGUUUUUAUUCAGAGGUAUUCCCCAUAAAUUUCUUAACGUGUGAAUAGUUUAACUUUUUUUUUUUUUUUUUGCAUUGUGUAAACUGAGAAAGAAAGUUGAGUAACUUCCUCCCACCCGCCUCCCUUUCUUUCUUAAUACCCUUUCUUUUCUUAAGGGCUCAGUGCUAACACUACACUAGAUACUGAUUUUAAUCCUUUAAUGCAGCAUAUUGCUGUAUGUAUUAGACAGACAACAUUGCUGUAAAGUACCUCUGUUAUAAUUAGUUUUCAUGCUGGUCAUGACCUGAAGGAAAUAUAUUAUUUCAUGAACUUCAAGUCAUUUUCUUUCUUUUUUUUAAACUUGGUAAUGAUCAGCUGUAAUGGGGUAUCACUAGUGGGCUCCAUAUACAUGUACAUAUCCGUCAGUACUCCCAGAAGUACCGAAGUCUUUAAUCAUGCUGUUUAAGCCUCUGUUGUAAUACAAGUUUCUCUGCUUGUCCGAAUAAAAUUUAAUAAGUUUCAAUAUA
Molecule: messenger RNA, 4023 nt
Organism: Pelobates fuscus (common spadefoot toad)
Lineage: Eukaryota; Metazoa; Chordata; Amphibia; Anura; Pelobatidae
Gene: PPP4R1
Product: protein phosphatase 4 regulatory subunit 1
Exons: 20
Coding region: 204-3062 (952 amino acids)
Biological process (GO): protein dephosphorylation
Molecular function (GO): protein binding; protein phosphatase regulator activity
Source: RefSeq, a predicted model, not a curated record